This is a messenger RNA of Aquila chrysaetos chrysaetos, 1639 nucleotides long. It is a transcript of the gene CCDC87, whose product is annotated as coiled-coil domain containing 87. NCBI's taxonomy places the organism in Eukaryota, Metazoa, Chordata, Aves, Accipitriformes, Accipitridae. The transcript has 2 exons. The record is from RefSeq and is a predicted model, not a curated record. The coding region runs from base 252 to 1565 and encodes 437 amino acids.
GGGGGGGGGCAGGCGGAGACGCCUCCCCGUGGGUUUGGGGGGGCUGCAGGGCGCUCGGGGGGGGGCCUGAUCUGCAGCCCCUGGCCUCCGCCACCAGCCCAGGGACCCCCGGAGCGACCGGCGGCCCCCGCCCGGAGCCCCCCGCCACCAACAGCCGCGCUGGCACCGCUGGGCUUCGCCGCCGCCGCUCGCUGCCAGAGCAGAGGGGUGGCCGGCGGCUGACGGGGGUGUCGCCGCCGCCAUCCCCAGUGAUGCCCCACGGGGAACAGCCGGUCCCCGAGAUCCCACCGGACGCCCUCGCGGUGACGGCGGAUCUGCUGCGGCUGACGCGGCGAGAGGCCGGCGAGCAGCAGAGGGAGGCGAGUGCCGCGUGCCUGCUGCCGCCGCUCUUGGCGGCUCUCACCCGCCGCAACGAGGACGACGCGCGGCUCCGGCAGCUCCGGGGUCUGCGGCUGCCAUCGCCGCAGCUGGGGCUCCCACCGGCCCCUCGGCACCCCGGCCGGCGACUGCUCCUGUGGCCCAGCGUGGCCGGGCCGCGGGUGCCGCCGGACAGGGCCUUCGCCGAAGGGGUGACCCUGCGGCUGCACCCGCCGCUGUGCUGCGACGCUGGGGAGGACGCCGGGCCGGAUCCCCUGGGCGUGCAGGAGCUCUACCAGGAGUUGAGCAGGGGCAGGGCCCUCCCUGCUGAGCGGCUGCAGUUCCACUGCGAUCCCCUGGUCGAGCCGGCAGCCGCCGUGGCAGAUCUGCUCCCCACGGGCGAGCGGGAACACCAAAAUGCCGGCGAGAUGCCGCGGCAUGGGGAUGGCCGGCACGGGCAGCGGCAAAGCACCUGCCUCUUCGAUGACUACCUCGAGUUCGUUGCGGCCACCGGCUCCGACUUCCUCCAUGCCAUUUUCCACCUGCGUGACAGUGACGGUGAGGAGGAGCCGGCGGAAGCCCCACAGCCGCGCCACGACCCGGCGCCGGCACUGGCAGAGCCGUACGAGAAGGGGCUGUGGAAGCCAGCGCUGCCGGGACCGGCGCUGGCAGGGCUGGAGCGGCUGCAGAAGCGCCUGUGCCGGCUCUGGGCCGCGCUGGGCGUCCCCAGCUGGGAGAGGCUGGAGAUGGCGGUGAAGUACGGUGCCGGCGGGGCCCUGGCACGGCUGCCGGCAGCACUGGAGGCCUGGGAGGCAGCGGCCGACGGCAUCCUGCGGCGGGAGCUGCUGCUGGUGCGGCUGGAGCGGCUGGAGGAGCGCGGCUCCGACCCCGGACGCUUCUUCCGCGGGGGCCCGGCGUCGGCGACAGAACGCGCCGGGGAGGCGCGUGCCCGCGGCCGCCUGCACGCCGCGCUGGCCCGGUGCGAGGCGCGGCUGUCGCCCGCCCUGCGACACCUGCGGGACGGUUUUGGGGACACGGUGACUUUCCGGGGACGCCCCUACGCCGAGAAGAUGCGCCGGGACGUGGUGGAGAUGCUUUACCAGCUGCAGCAGCGCCGCCGCGCCGGGGCUCUCCAGGCCGCCCUGGGGGGGCAGCCGCAGCAUCCCCCCCCUGGCACGGCGGGUGCCGAAAAGCCGGGGUGUCAAUAAACCGCGGGAGCGCAGCGUUGUGGGGGUCCCCCCCUCCCCUUGCUGGGGGGUCCUGGCACCCGAACCCCACCCAG